Molecule: messenger RNA, 1165 nt
Organism: Didymodactylos carnosus
Lineage: Eukaryota; Metazoa; Rotifera; Eurotatoria; Philodinida; Philodinidae
Source: the annotation of a GenBank genome assembly
ACGAGGAAAAUCGCCCUUAAAAGUUGUUCUUUUCUAUCAUUAGAUUGGUUUUUAAUCUCGAUGAGAACUGCUUCAUCGGAUAGAACUUGAAAAGAUGUGUCGAAUGCGUAUCCUGUUGUCGUGUGUUGACAUGGUUUUAAGGAGGAAGUAUGGUUUACAAAAAAGGCCUACUGUUCGGAAAAAACGAUUUUUUAAACAUUCUUCUGAGAAUGGGCUUAACAUUUUGGAACUUUUUGUCCCUUAGGGAUUUUACAGCGUUGCACGUAUAGACUGUAAUCUGACGGUACCAACUCAUGAAUGUGUUUCGCUAAAAAAUGAUGAAAAUGCCCACAAAAAAGAAGAAAAACAUUGUUAUUCAUUACUUGUAUUUAUUUUAUUUUUAAUAUUUACAUUUAUUUCCACAAUGAAUGCGUGUGAUGUAAUGGGAUCAAGAGCUUGUGGUGAAAAACCAGGAAAAGAAUUGAAAGAAGAUGAUUCGAUAAAAUAUUGUUUAGCUUCAAAAGUUUAUUAUGAAUGUAUACAUAAAAAAUAUCGAGGCUGUGAGGCUAAAGAAAAAUAUGAAAAUGCAAUGGAAUCAAUGUUAAAAGGAAUAAAACGACGUGUGUCCGAACUUCAGACAUUCUGUGAUAAUAAAAUUGAAGAUUUCAACGUUAAUAUAGUAUGGGAAGAGAAAAAAGUGUUGCCGGAUCAAGAUUCUGUACGUGGUAAUCAUCAAACAAUUGGAAAUAGUCCUGUUAAUAGUGGAAUAGGAUCAAGUAUAUCAUCCAAUGUACAAAAAAAUGAUUACUGUUCAAUUUCUGCUAUCAAUCAAUUUUGUGAACCGUUGAGAGUUGUUCGAUUUCUUAAUAAUUGGAAUAGUUUAAUAAAACGACAAUGGUGUAAUCAAGGACAAGUAUUUUAUCGUUGUAUAAAAAGUCGUGUUGAAACAUGUAAUGAUCAUGACAUACGAAAACAUUUUGAAAAUAUUGAACAUUAUUUACAAUCACAAAUAAAUGCUAAUUGUCCAGGUGGUACCGAAGGAUGUCAAAAAUCAAAUGAUGUAAGAUGUAAAAUUGGAACAUUUCAAUCAAAUCGAACAAUAAUUAUCAAUUAUUCUCGAAUGAAUAUCAUGCUCAUACUCUUAUUUCUAUAUAGCAUAAAAACAUAUGCAGGACGUUUUUCAUAG